AUUUAUAUGUCGCGUCAAACUUCCAUUUCUAUCGUUUUAUCCUUUAUAUGGCAGUAUUAUUUUAGUCCGAUUAUUAGUUGAUUGUAAGGAUCACGUGGAACAUAUUGGAUGCGUCAAAGAACAUAUUGGAGAACGAAGUAAUGGACACUAUGAUGACUCAAAGUUCCUCAUUAUCAGAUCGUGUGCAACAGUUAACAGAACUGGCUCUUACAAGACCUGUAAUUAAAUUCAAUGGUGCAAAAUUUAAAGAAUAUAUUAAGACUACUCCAAGAAAUUAUUCUGUUGUCGUAAUGUUUACUGCUAUGGCACCCCAAAGACAGUGUCAAAUUUGCAGGCAUGCAAAUGAUGAAUUUGUGAUAGUAGCAAACUCAUUCAGAUAUUUACAAUCUCAUUCAAAGAAAUUAUUCUUUGCAUCUGUAGAUUUUGAUGAAGGAUCAGAUGUAUUUCAAAUAAUGCGAUUAAAUACUGCACCAGUAUACAUGCAUUUUCCACCGAAAGGCAAACCAAAGCCUGCAGAUACUAUGGAUAUUCAAAGAGUAGGAUUUGCAGCAGAAGCAAUUGCAAAGUGGAUCUCUGAACGUACUGAUAUUCAGAUCAGAGUAUUCAGACCACCAAACUAUUCUGGUACAAUUGUAAUAAUAAUGUUACUAGUACUCAUUGGAGGAUUUUUAUAUCUGAGACGUAAUAAUUUGGAUUUCAUUUAUAAUAAAACAAUUUGGGGACUUAGUGCAUUGUUCUUCACGCUUACAAUGAUAUCUGGACAAAUGUGGAACCAUAUCAGAGGUCCACCAUAUACACAUAGUACAUCUAGCGGAAAUGUAGUUUAUAUACAUACUUCAUCUCAAGGCCAAUUUAUUUUAGAAACAUAUAUUGUUAUGGUUUUAAAUGGAGCAGUGGUAUUAGGUAUGAUUUUAAUGACCGAAGCCGCGUCACGAAAGGGUGAUGUGAAGAAGCGACGAAUAUUUGCAGCAAUAGGUGCUGGAUUGGUUGCUAUUUUCUUUAGCUUGCUAUUGUCAAUAUUUAGGAACAAAGCACAGGGUUAUCCAUAUAGCUUACUAUUCAAGUAAAAGGAUUAAUAUAGGACAUCAUUAUUUGUAUAUAUUACAAAGAAAACUUUCAACAUACCUG
Eufriesea mexicana is the source of this 1128-nucleotide messenger RNA. RefSeq names its product oligosaccharide transferase gamma subunit (gene Ostgamma). Lineage: Eukaryota; Metazoa; Arthropoda; Insecta; Hymenoptera; Apidae. The coding region runs from base 141 to 1067 and encodes 308 amino acids. The record is from RefSeq and is a predicted model, not a curated record. Gene Ontology annotation, cellular component: oligosaccharyltransferase complex. The transcript has 9 exons.